GUAUGGGCUACCAACCGUGGCUUCGCGAUGAUCCUGAAUCAACUCUGAUCUACUUUAACAAAUCUGAUUCUCAGUCUUAUGCAAAGUACACUAGGCAGCUUAAGAAAUUCUAUGAAAAAUAUAAUAAUCACAACUACACCAGGAAGUGCGUCGGCAACCAGAGCAACCGCGAUAACGAUGAGCUGGCAUGCAUGUUCGAUCUGAUCGCCGACUUCGAGAGGGAGGGCUGUGGGGAAAGCGACGAUUUCGGAUUCAUGCACGGCCACCCAUGCGUCAUUCUGACGUUGAACAAGCUUAUCGGUUGGGAGCCGGUUUCCUAUCCGAGGGACUCGGCGCCGGAGGUCAUCCGAAGAUACUACGAUUACAACAAAGCCGACAUCGGUAUCCAUUGCGAGGGCGAGCACCAGUCGGACCAGGAGAAUAUCGGCGUUAUCAAAUAUAUUCCGCCAACCGGUAUCCCGUCCAAGUAUUUUCCGUAUCGCGUCAUGAAAAACUACCAUCAACCCUUCGCCGUGGUCAAGUUCAUGUCUCUCACGCCUGCCAUGCUGAUCGAAGUCGAGUGUAAAGCUUUCGCUUACAACAUAAUACACGACAGAACUUAUCGUCUUGGCAUGGUGCACUUUGAACUGUUCGUGUUCAGUUAAUG
Molecule: messenger RNA, 646 nt
Organism: Soboliphyme baturini
Lineage: Eukaryota; Metazoa; Nematoda; Enoplea; Dioctophymatida; Soboliphymatidae
Source: the annotation of a GenBank genome assembly